This is a messenger RNA of Nerophis lumbriciformis (worm pipefish), 1347 nucleotides long. NCBI's taxonomy places the organism in Eukaryota, Metazoa, Chordata, Actinopteri, Syngnathiformes, Syngnathidae. The record is from RefSeq and is a predicted model, not a curated record.
AUGGCCGGAAGACUAGAGGAGGAUCUCCGUUGUCCGACCUGUUUGGACAUCUUCAAAGAUCCCGUCAUGCUGCCGUGCGGUCACAACUACUGCCGUGCGUGUCUGCAGAAGUGGAAAGACGUAGGACAGCGCUCGUGUCCACUCUGUAGGACAGCGUUUCGGUCGAUGGAUACACCUCCGAACCUGGCACUGAGGAAUAUGUGUGAAAACUUUUUACGAGCCACUAUCGAGUCAAAAGACAUCUGCAGCUUGCACAAGGAGGAACUCAAACUCUUCUGUUUGGAUCACCAGGAGCUCGUGUGCCUCAUCUGCAGAGAUGCAAAAAUCCACGGCGGCCACAAGAUGCAGCCCGUCGAAGAAGUUGCGAAAGAUCACAAAGACAAACUUCAAGACGGCCUACAGAACGUAAGAAUGAGACUCAAUGAUUAUAAAACACGCAGCGACAAUUGCCAUCGACAACUGGCUCACAUCAAGGCCCAGGGGGAGAAGGUCCAAAGAAAGAUUAAGAAGGAUUUUGAAGAGCUUCGUCACUUCCUUGACGUUGAGGAAAAAGCAAGGUUGUCUGCUGUCAGGGAGGAAGAGCAGAAGAAGAGUCAGACCAUGAGGGAAAAGAUCGCGGCUCUCGGAAAGGACAUGGUCACGCUCUCCAACACGAUCAGAAACACGGAGGACCUGCUGAGUUCUGGCGACAUGUCCGUCUUGAAAAACUUCAAGACAACGAUGAGAAAAAUCCGAGAGCUUCCCGAUGAACCGGACCUGCCCGGAGGAGCUCUGUUGGAUGAAGCAAAACACGUGGACGAACUCAAGUUCAACGUGUGGCAAAAAAUGAAGACUGUCUCCAACAGACCCAACAGGAACACUCCAGAUCCCGGUCCGACCAAUCUGACUUUGGAAGAAGCGCAAAGGUGUCCAGAGAGCGUGAAGUGGAAUAUUGUGCUGGGUUCCGCUUUGGACUCAGGAAGACACGAAUGGGACGUGGAAGUGCUAGACCACAAAGACUGGCUGGUGGGGAUCUUGUGGGGGGAACCUUAUUUCCCUGGAGAAAUGACUGGGUGGUUAAUUGGAUUUAAAGACGGUAAAUACACAAAGCCCGGUGGCGCAUUUGGAGCUUGGCAUCCGCCUGUAGAACUGCGACGGAUCCGAGUCAUGGUGGACUUUAACAGAAGAUCUGUUUCAUUCUCUGAACCUCUUACCAAAACGCAAUUGUGGUCCAUUAAUAACUGCUCCGAUUGGCCAGAUUUAUCCGGUUACAUCAAAAUGUAUCCUUCCAUUUACACUAGGAGUAUUACUCCUCUGACAAUAAUCCCAGUUCCGACUCGAGCUAUGUCUCUCAUGAGUUCAUUUUGA